GAAGCAGCAAUUGUACUUCCUGUUGUAGUCCGCCCCAAACAAAACAAAGUAGUGCGGCUUCUUGUCUCCGCUCUGCUUGGGCCAACGAUGGGGGAGGCUGACGUGACACAGACCCAGGCCGACGACAAGCCCCCGGACUCGGCUUUGGUCCCCGGCGAGGAGUCAGUGGUGUGGAGCCAUGAGGUGGAGGUGUGUCUCUUUCACGCCAUGAUUGGACACAAACCUGUCGGCGUCAACCGUCACUUCCACAUGAUCUGCAUCCGGGACAAGUUCAGUCAGAACAUCGGCCGCCAGAUCUCCUCCUCGGUCAUCUGGGACCACCUGGGGACAAUGUACGACAUGCAGGCCCUGCACGAGUCCGAGAUCUUGCCGUUUCCAAACUCGGAGAAGAGCUUCUCUCUGCCGGAUGACAUCAUCCAGGAAGUGAAAGAAGGCAAGCUGGGUUCUGAGGAGGAAAGCAAAGAAGAGUUCGGGAUGGAGCGAGAACCUCCGGCGACUCACGAAGAAGGGAGCAACUCCUCGGUGAAGACGUCGGAGCGCUCCAGCGGCGGCCGGGACAGGGAGAAGGGAGGGACCGAGGGCGGCGGAAAGGAGGCGGAGAAGAGGAAGCGGAGUCGAACCACGGAGAAGCUGAUGUCGUCGUCCAACCCCGCCAGCCCCGGAGGAGCCAAAAGGAGGCGCACCUGAUCCGGAGCGGGGAGGAGUCAACCUGUUGCCGUGGAAGCACACUUCCUGUCACAUGACGUGCGGGACAGGAAGCAGCCGGCGUGUCGUCAUUUAACUGCGCUUCCUCCUUUGCCACCCGAGGCCACACCCCCCUUUAAACCUCCCUGGUCAUGUGACCUUUUGUUUACACGCGACUAGAGACAAGCUCGGUUGCUUUGGUCAGCUGACAGGAAGCUGGCGGCAGGCGCACACAGGAAGUGGUCGACGAGCAUGCUCAAUUAGCAUUAGCUAAUACUAGCUUCUUUUUGCGCUCCAAACUGCGAAUGUUUGGCUGGAGAAGAAAAAUAAAUGUUUGUAGUUGUUUUAUUUUUCUCUACUUUUUGAUGGCAGUAGCUUUUAUUUUUACUCGAUUUCCUUUUUUAUUUUUUGUUCUUUUGUUAGGACAAGAAGCAGACGUUGCAGUCAUUAAAUGCUUGAUGAAACAAACACACACAGACUGUCUGAAUGACUUGAGAGUUGUUGACUCAAAACCACUUUGGACUGAGUCAUUUUAAACAUCCAUCCAUUAUCUACCGCCUGCAUGUUAAAGGUCUACAGAAACCCACCACUACCGACCACGCAGUCUGAUAGUUUAUAUAUCAAUGAUGAAAUAUUAACAUUGCAACACAUGCCAAUACGGCCUUUUUAGUUUACUAAAUUGCAAUUUUUAAAUUUCGCGCGAAGUAUCCUGUUGAAAACGUCGCGCACAUGUUCUUCCAGCCCAAUCCCAGCUACAAGUAGUCUGCUUAAAUCGAAUAAUUACACAGUAUUCUGGACAUCUGUGUUGCUGAAUCUUUUGCAAUUUGUUAAAUUAAUAAUGGAGACGUCAAAGAAGAAAGAUGUAGGCGGGAAGCGGUGUAUUACGGCCGCCUUAAGCAACACAAACACAGCCGGUGUUUCCUUGUUUACAUUCCCGAAAUUGAAGCUUUACUAUGGAACAGAGCGGUCAAGCGAACAUGGUUCCCGACCACAUGUCAACCGGCAGGUUUCGUUGAGAAAAUUGUGGUAAUAAGUCGGCUCUUGCCGUAGACAUGAGCAGAGCUUGCGUCGUUCCUCGUGCACCUGUCAAAGAGGCAGCUGUGGACUCUCUUGCCUCCUCCGACCGGCCGCCUCCGAACGUGGAAUGCUUCCACCGUGGAGGAGGGGGGAAAAAGCUCAGCCCGGCCCGACCGGCUGCCUUCGCUUCGCCUCGCCGAGAAACGUGGCUUCCCUCAGAGACACUGGCGGUCACCACACCCCUCCGACUUUCAGGUGUGACUAUAUAAUCUCACUAAAACACUAGUAACACAAUAAGCAGAUAAGGGUUUUUCCAGAAUCGUCCUAGUAAAUGUGUCUAAUAACAUCUGAAUCGCUCCCACUGCCCUGCCUUUUUUUUUUUUUUUUUUUUUCUAGUCCUUCACUCUCACUAUCCUCAUCCACAAAUCGUUCAUCCUCACUCAAAUUAAUGGGGAAAUCGUGACUUUCUCGGUCCGAAUCGCUCUCGCUGCUGGUGGCCAUGAUUAUAAACAAUGUGAGAAUGUGAGGAGCUCCACAACCCGUGAUGUCAUGCGCACAUCUGCUACUUCCGGUACAGGCAAGGCUUUUUUAUUAGCGACCAAAAGCUGCGAACUUUAUCGUGGAUGUUCUCUACUAAAUCCUUUCAGCAAAAAUAUGGCAAUAUCGCGAAAUGAUCAAGUAUGACACAUAGAAUGGACCUGCUAUCCCCGUUUAAAUAAGAAAAUCUCAUUUCAGUAGGCCUUUAAACAUCUUUUUUAGAAAAUAUAUAUACUGUAGCUGAAAGGCCUACUGAAAUUAGAUUUUCUUAUUCAAACGGGGAUAGCAGGUCCAUUCUAUGUGUCAUACUUGAUCAUUUCGCGAUAUUGCCAUAUUUUUGCUGAAAGGAUUUAGUAGAGAACAUCAACAAUAAAGUUUGCAACUUUUAGUGCUGAUAAAAAAGCCUUGCCUGUACCGGAAGUAGCAGACUAUGUGCGCGUGACGUCAUGGGUUGUAGAGCUCCUCCCAUCCACACAUUGUUUACAAUCAUGGCCAACAGCAGCUAGAGCGAUUCGGACCGAGAAAGCGACAAUUUCCCUAUUAAUUUGAGCGAGGCUAUUGAUAGCAAAGGACUAGAAAAAAAUAUAUAGUAAAGAAAUUAAAAAAAAUAAAUAAAAAGGCGAUAGCAUUGUGAGCGAUUCAGAUGUUUUUAGACACAUUUACUAGGAUAAUUCUUGGAAAUUCCUUAUCUGCUUAUUGUUUUAAUAGUGUCUUAGUGAGUUAAAUAGUACCUGAUAGUCGGAGGGGUGUGGCCACGGGUGUGUUGAUGUCAUUCUCUGAGGGAAUUAGUCACAGCAGCAACAGCACGACAGAAGCUCCGCUGAUCUCCAGUAAGAGGCGACUUUUUACCACAAUUUUCUCACCAAAAACUGCCGGUUGACAUGUGGUUGGGAACCAUGUUCGCUUGACCGCGCUCUGAUUCAUAGUAAAGCUUCACCUCUGGGAAUUUUAAACAAGGAAUCACCCUGUGUUUGUGUGGCUAAAGGCUAAAGCUUCCCACCUCCACCUUUCUACUUUGACUUCUCCAAUAUUAAUUAUAAAUGAUAAAUGGUAAAUGGGUUGUACUUGUAUAGCGCUUUUCUACCUUCAAGGUACUCAAAGUGCUUUGACACUACUUCCACAUUUACCCAUUCACACACACAUUCACACACUGAUGGAGGGAGCUGCCAUGCAAGGCGCCAACCAGCACCCAUCAGGAGCAAGGGUGAAGUGUCUUGCUCAGGACACAACGGACGUGACGAGGUUGGUUCUAGGUGGGAUUUGAACCAGUGUGCGCACGGCCACUCUCACACUGCGCCACGCCGUCCCUAUAAUUGAACAAAUUGCAAAAGAUUCAGGAACACAGAUGUCCAGAAUACUGUGUAAUUAUGCGAUGUAAAGAGAUGACUUUUAGCCGUAAGUGGUGCUGGGCUAAUAUGUCCCCUUCAACCAAUAACGUCACAAAUAUGCGUCAUCAUUUCGCGACGUUUCCAACAAGAAACUCCCGGGAAAUUUAAAAUUGCAAUUUAGUAAACUAAAAAGGCCGUAUUGGCAUGUGUUGCAAUGUUAAUAUUUCAUCAUUGAUAUAUAAACUAUCAGACUGUGUGGUCGGUAGUAGUGGGUUUCAGUAGGCCUUUAACAUGUGGGGGAGUAAUGUAUCUGCAUGGCCACGGGAGGGCGCCAAUAACCCUCCAGUAACACUGCGCCUCCUAUUAGACAUUUCCCAUGUGUGUGUGUGUAUAAUCAUAUUUGUGUGUUUCUCUUCACAACAAAAGUACAUUUCGUGUCAAAAUGUGUGUGUCUCUGUAUAAAGGUGUGUUUGUAAAGAAA
Molecule: messenger RNA, 4047 nt
Organism: Nerophis ophidion (straightnose pipefish)
Lineage: Eukaryota; Metazoa; Chordata; Actinopteri; Syngnathiformes; Syngnathidae
Gene: mrgbp
Product: MRG/MORF4L binding protein
Exons: 5
Coding region: 88-687 (199 amino acids)
Biological process (GO): regulation of transcription by RNA polymerase II
Cellular component (GO): nucleus; NuA4 histone acetyltransferase complex
Source: RefSeq, a predicted model, not a curated record